AUGCUGGGGAAAGGGGUAGUCGGCGGUGGCGGCGGCACCAAGGCGCCCAAGCCCUCCUUCGUGUCGUACGUGCGCCCAGAGGAAAUUCACACAAACGAGAAGGAAGUAACAGAGAAGGAAGUCACUCUUCACUUGUUGCCAGGUGAACAGCUGCUUUGUGAAGCCAGCACGGUGCUGAAGUAUGUCCAGGAAGAUUCCUGUCAGCGUGGGAUCUAUGGGAAACUUGUCUGCACGGACUUCAAGAUUGCUUUCUUGGGCGAUGAUGACUCUGCAUUGGAUAAUGAUGAAACCCAAUUUAAGAAUAAGGUUAUAGGAGAAAAUGACAUAACACUCCACUGUGUUGAUCAGAUUUAUGGAGUGUUUGAUGAGAAAAAAAAAACUCUCUUUGGACAACUGAAGAAAUACCCCGAGAAACUCAUCAUCCACUGCAAAGACCUCCGGGUAUUCCACUUCUGUCUGAGGUACACAAAAGAAGAGGAAGUCAAAAGGAUUGUCAGUGGCAUAAUCCAUCACACCCAGGCUCCCAAACUGCUUAAGCGAUUGUUUCUGUUUUCCUAUGCUGCUGCUGCACAAAACCAUGCAGCCACUGAUCCCAGGAACCAUACGGUGAUGUUUGACACACUUAAGGACUGGUGUUGGGAAUUGGAGCGGACCAAAGGCAGUGUCAAGUACAAAGCAGUGAGUGUCAAUGAAGGCUAUAAAGUCUGUGAAAGAUUGCCAGCAUACUUUGUUGUCCCCACCCCUCUUCCCGAAGAGGAGUUGUCACGCUUUCAGGGUCACGGCAUACCAUUAUGGUGUUGGUCCUGCCACAAUGGAUGUGCCCUUUUGAAAAUGUCAGCACUGCCCAAAAAAGAACAGGAUGAUGGCCUUUCACAAAUGCAAAAGAGCUUCUUGGAUGGAAUCUAUAAGACCAUCCACAGGCCACCCUAUGAAAUUGUUAAAACUGAAGACCUGUCAAGCAACUUCCUGUCCCUGCAGGACAUCCAGACUGCCUACUCUAAAUUCAAACAGCUGUUUCUGAUAGAUAAUAGUACCGAAUUUUGGGACACAGAUAUAAAAUGGUUUUCUCUGUUGGAAAGUAGCAGCUGGCUUGACAUAAUCAGACGUUGCCUGAAAAAAGCAAUAGAGAUCACAGAAUGUCUAGAAGCACAAAACGUGAACGUUCUUCUUUUAGAGGAGAAUGCUUCCGACCUCUGCUGCCUCGUUUCCUCUCUGGUGCAAGUGAUGAUGGACCCCCACUGUAGAACCAGGAUUGGUUUCCAGAGCCUUGUCCAAAAGGAGUGGAUCAUGGGCGGGCACUCUUUCCUGGAUCGCUGCAACCAUCUACGUCAGAGUGACAAAGAGGAGGUUCCUGUGUUCCUGCUUUUCUUAGAUUGUGUCUGGCAGCUGGUGCACCAGCACCCCCCAGCAUUUGAUUUCACGGAGACUUACCUGACUGUGUUGUCAGAUAGCCUGUACAUACCUAUUUUUAGCACCUUCUUCUUCAAUUCGCCUCAUCAGAAAGAUAACGUGGGCAGGGAAAGCCAGGAUACACAAAGCAAGCCUUUGAAUCUGCUCACCGUGUGGGAUUGGUCUGUACAGUUUGAACCCAAAGCCCAGAUGUUGCUCAAAAACCCUCUUUAUGUGGAAAAGCCAAAACUGGACAAAGGCCAGCGGAAAGGAAUGCGUUUCAAACAUCAACGACAACUUUCUUUGCCACUCACCCAAUCUAAAUCAUCUCCCAAAAGAGGAUUUUUCAGGGAAGAAACCGAUCAUUUAAUUAAAAACCUUCUGGGCAAGAGAAUUAGCAAAUUAAUUAACUCUUCCGAUGAGCUACACGACAACUUUCGAGAGUUCUAUGACAGCUGGCACAGCAAACCCACUGACUACCACGGUCUGUUGUUGCCGCACAUUGAGGGGCCAGAAAUCAAAGUGUGGGCUCAGCGCUACUUGCGUUGGAUUCCAGAAGCCCAAAUCCUGGGCGGUGGCAGAGCGGCCACCGUGAGCAAACUCUUGGAAAUGAUGGAGGAAGUAGAGCGCUUACAAGAGAAAAUCGACGCGAGACCCCAUGGCCAGGGGGCGCUCCUGGCAGAGGCCCCCUUGUUGCUGAGGGGCUCUGCCCGCCUGUCGGCCCUGUUUCCUUUCGCUCUGCUGCAGCGACAUCCCUCUAAGCCGGUCUUGCCCACCAGCGGCUGGAAAGCUCUGGGUGAUGAAGAAGAUCUGGCCAAACGAGAAGACGAGUUUGUGGACCUAGGGGAUGUGUGA
This is a messenger RNA of Puma concolor (puma), 2244 nucleotides long. RefSeq names its product myotubularin related protein 12 (gene MTMR12). Gene Ontology annotation, cellular component: membrane; cytoplasm. NCBI's taxonomy places the organism in Eukaryota, Metazoa, Chordata, Mammalia, Carnivora, Felidae. Gene Ontology annotation, biological process: phosphatidylinositol dephosphorylation. The record is from RefSeq and is a predicted model, not a curated record.